Molecule: messenger RNA, 834 nt
Organism: Cercospora beticola
Lineage: Eukaryota; Fungi; Ascomycota; Dothideomycetes; Mycosphaerellales; Mycosphaerellaceae
Product: class I SAM-dependent methyltransferase
Source: RefSeq, a predicted model, not a curated record
AUGGGCCCAGGCAAGACGGCCAACACCUAUCCACUGAGUCGAGACUUCCUAGCCUCUUCUCGAUUACACCUACAACAUCAGGCUUGGAUUGCGUCUUUAGGCUAUCAUCUACACCCUUCCAUCCCCAUCUCGGACAAUACAAUCAUCGCAGACAUCGGAUGCGGCAAUGGAAUCUGGUCCGUCGAACUCGCAAAGCAGCUCCCUACUGGAGCAAAGAUUGAGGCAUCAGACAUCAGUCUCGCACAAUGUCCACCUCGCGGAUGGUGGCCAAGUAACAUAACAUUCGGCGAGCUGGAUAUCUUUGCCCCACUGACUGAGCAAAUUGUUGGCCGCUUUGAUGUCGUAAACAUCAGGCACUUCAUCUGCGUCGUGCAGUCCGGAGACCCUACAAAACUGAUCACGGCUCUUGUCAAGCUACUCAAGCCAGGAGGAUACCUGCAAUGGCAAGAGUUUGACUUGAGCUCGAGCAGGCUGGUCGUCGUCGAUUCAGAAGAUCCACCAGAAGCUAUCGCGCCAAAGAUGAAUGCAUUGGUGAAGGCAGUAAGCGCAUUCGGAGCCCAGACGAAAUGGAUCAAAGAGCUUCACACAUUCUUAAACGGUCCUGAGAUCGAACUCAUCGAGCAUGAUCGAAACUGGACCGCGAAAGAGGCCAUUAUGCUGAAGCAGGACAGUGGUUAUCUGGGAAGUCGCGAAUUGAGAGUCAACAAUGCAAGCAGUGAGCAAGCAGCGCAAUUUGAGCAGCUUGCAGAUGCCGCUUACGAAGAGUGCCUGCGACUGGGUAGGAGAAGUCUCGUAGACUCUGAGAUGGUGACGUGGGUAGCACGGAAGAAGUGA